CGUACUCCUCUCUCGUGGGCUGUGGGCUAUGGCAGACCAGAUCUAGUUGAGCUAUUGCUGCAAAACGGGGCCAACGCGAAUUCCAGGGCCGCAUCAGGACGUACCCCGCUCUCAUACGCUGUCGAGCAGGGCGAUGAAUCAGUUUUCCGCUUCCUCCUUCACCAGAAAGACGUGGACCCCGACUCAAAGAGCCACUUCUCGCAGACACCACUCUUCCGCGCAGCCAUUGCCGGCCACAGCGCCAUUAUCAACCUUUUGCUAGAACAUGGAGCAGACCCGGAUGCAGGGCGGGCGACAAUAUAUUGUUUGCUGACGAAUCAAUUAUCGCAUAUUCGUCAAUAUUUGCUGACAAAUCUACGAUAUUCGGGCUCCCAAUAG
Molecule: messenger RNA, 378 nt
Organism: Lasiosphaeria miniovina
Lineage: Eukaryota; Fungi; Ascomycota; Sordariomycetes; Sordariales; Lasiosphaeriaceae
Product: ankyrin repeat-containing domain protein
Exons: 1
Cellular component (GO): nucleus; cytoplasm
Molecular function (GO): protein binding
Source: RefSeq, a predicted model, not a curated record